AUGGCUUCUCAAGGACAGUACUUUCCUCCUCCUCCUUCCAGUGGAGGUGAUCAAGAUGGGCAGCAACAGUUCACCCCUCCUCCUACCAACAACCAGACCUACUUCGCUCCUCCACCUCCUCAACCACAACAAACCCAGCCGCAGCAGCAAUUCGCUCCUCCGCCCACUUUCGCGCCGCCACCGAGUGUCUCCCCGAUCUCUCCACAGCAAAACGCAGCCAGCAAUGCACCAGCACCAGAGGCAAAGUCGCUACCAUACUACCCAGGGCCUCCCGCCGAGUCCGAUGUAAACGAGAAGCAGAAAGAGCGCGUACAAGUCAGCGAGCCUUUAGCAAGUCCAAGGCAGGCAUCUUUCAAUGCCAAUCGACAAUCCAGCAUGCCAGGUGGUGCGCCUCCGCCAGGCCACUUCACUGGAGCACAAGCAACGAUGGAUGAUGUUGGGACCUUCAAUGGCGGUUCCUACCGCAUUAGUCACCGCGACAGCAACACUAUAGUCACGAUUCAGCUGGCAAUGGGUUGUCCACUCACGGUGAAGCCAGGUGCCAUGAUCGCCAUGUCUCCGACCAUAACAGUCAAAGGUGACUUCAAAUUCAGCAUGAAGAAGUUGAUCGCAAGAGGCCAGAUGUCCCACAGUCUGUUCACCGGUCCUGGAGAGCUGUUGCUGGCACCAUCCGCACUUGGAGACGUUACGAACAUUCGCCUGGCGGGGAGUGAGCAUUGGAACGUUGGAAAGGAUGCCUUCUUGGCUGCGACGCAGGGUGUGACGAAGGACUAUGUCAGCCAGAACUUGAGCAAGGCCAUCUUCUCAGGUGAAGGCUUGUUCGUCUACAAGCUCGGUGGUGUUGGAAUUUGCUGGAUCCAGAGCAUGGGAGCUAUACUUCGCAAAGAUCUCCGUGAGAACGAGAAGUACAUCGUCGACAACGGCCAUCUGGUAGCGUGGAACUGUGGCUACACUCUGGAGCGAGUGGCAAGUGGUGGCAUUGUUAGCAACUUUGCAGCUGGGGAAGGUCUCGUUUGCAAGUUUCAAGGCCCUGGCACCGUUUUCCUCCAGACGAGGAAUCCAGCGCAGUUUGCCGCAUAUAUGGCAGCGCAUGGUGCUGGCGCCGCUUAG
This is a messenger RNA of Fulvia fulva, 1110 nucleotides long. RefSeq lists its product as uncharacterized. Lineage: Eukaryota; Fungi; Ascomycota; Dothideomycetes; Mycosphaerellales; Mycosphaerellaceae. The transcript is spliced from 4 exons. Bases 1 to 1110 code for a protein of 369 amino acids. The record is from RefSeq and is a predicted model, not a curated record.